AUGCGCUCAAGUCUUUCAUGUGAAUUUUGCCGGCGAUCAAAGAUCAAAUGUGUGAACACAGGCAAGGCGCCUUGUCGAAAAUGUCAGCGAAGCGGCAUCCUGGACUGUGCUCUUAGCAGACCACAGAGCAGACCUUUUAGCAGACCCCACAGGCGUCCUGAUCAAGCUCGAGCCGUGGACUCGCAUGAGAUAGCAAGCAGCUCACCUUCUGGAUUAUCACAUGAGCCUGUUCUGAAUCGGCGACCAAUUUCAGGGAUUCCUUCCCAAGAUGCUGGAAUUGUUCAAGGCCAGGCAUCUGCCCAUGCUGGACAUGAAAAUGCUACUCACGAGCAUAUCCGUACCCUGUCGCCGAGUAUUGUACUGAAAGUGUUGAAUAUCUUCAUUAACAAAUUUCCGGAGCUCGGCAUUCUGCAUCUACCCAGCUUCAUGCAAGAGCUCCAGACCACGUGCCACAAUGAUACCAGAACACUACUGGCAGCAAUUCUUUCGGUCACUCAUUGCUACUUCAAACAAUCGAAUCUCGUUGGACUGGAAAAUCUUUUGUCUAGAGAGGAAUAUGCGUCUUAUGCCCGAGGCAUGUUGGCUCAUAGCUCCUUCCAGGCGCCGAGGCUUCAAGUCGCACAGGCUCUGCUGGUCAUGGGCCUCUUCGAAUGGGGAUCGCGUGAAUUCCACCGAGCUUGGAUAUACUGCGGAAUUGCCAUUCGCAUCAUGCAAGCCAUCAACAGCCUCCAUAUCGCACCGUAUCCUGCUGAUCCACAAGCGUCUGGCAAUCAAGAUCCCAGUCAAGAAGCCAUCAAUUCGGCAGUCCAAAAUCGAACAAUGUGGGCAUGCUUCAUCAUGGAGCGGCUCAUUAGUUCUGGCACCUAUAACCCGCCCAUGCUUCCCUUGUCCGAGAUGGAGAAGAUCAAAGUUCUGCGCCCAUUUUCCGCAGUCGAAUUCGCUUUUGGUACCGACUCGACCUCACAAAGAAGCAGUAUGGUCCAAAGUCUUGCGACUCUGCAAAAUCGUAAUUCUCAUUUGCUAGAUAUCACGCAAGCAUUCGAAGUUCUGGUAGCGGGCUUCGACAUAUGGACACAUGUGAUGACCUUUGUCCUCAACGAUGGGCGGCGAGCACCAGAAAUGUGCGCACCUAGGAAUUGCCCAUGGGUGCCUGGAUCACCAUGGUCCAAUACUCGAGAGCGUCUCGAGGAAUGGCGCGCGAAUCAACACCAUCGCCUCCAUUAUCCGCAGAACUCUGUUGUGGCUCACAUUACACUCGGAUACGGAGAGUCUUUUACAUACGUGAAUCUGAUCUAUUAUCUUUGGUGUGUUGUGCCCAUCAAUCUCGACCUCUGGAGACGGAGACUAAUCUAUACACUUGCCACCAGCACCGUCAUGCUACAUCGCGAAUAUUUUCCGUUCUUACCAACUUCAGAAACAGUCCCAAGGGGCCCUGUGGACCAUCCUCGACUUCAAGCGGAGGCUCCUCCCGGAUGGUGGGAUCGAAGCGCCCUUGAAAUGUUCGGAGCUACUGAACAUAUCGCCAGAAUUCUGCAUGAGGCUGCAGAGUGCGGGUCGGAGCUGUUGACACCAUUUGUGGGAUUCUGCGCCUUCUCAGCCGCGUACAUGAAUCUUUAUGUCUCCAAAUUUCCACAGAUGAACCUGGGCCGAAGUCCUCAGGCUGAACAACACCUGCAAUAUUGCCUCGCCUAUCUUGAGGGUUUUCGGCAUGAAUGGAAGCUUGGCGAGAGCUGGAUGACCACAAUUAAACAUGCGUCCCUUCUUUACGAGAGAGCAAGCUCAGAUAGAGCGCGAUACCAGGGAAAAUCGAGGAAGGAUUUCGACAUCCUUCAUCAAUCCAUCCACGAGUUCCGAGUCGUGGAUCGCUCGCACCAAUACAUACAAGAAAUAGAAGGCGCUGAACGUGCAACAGACCCUUCGACCUCUGGCACCACCCCGAUGACGAACACUGCAUCGGAUUCGUUAGAUCUAGAUGCACCGCUCAAUGACCUGCUGACCGAGGUCAGCACGUAUGCUCAUGAGCAAGGCAUGUGGUCGCAUUGGUGGCCAUCUCAAGAAGAGAUGAAUGUGCUGCUAUUUCCCGACAGCAUAAGUUAA
Penicillium diatomitis is the source of this 2097-nucleotide messenger RNA. RefSeq lists its product as uncharacterized. Gene Ontology annotation, molecular function: DNA-binding transcription factor activity, RNA polymerase II-specific; zinc ion binding; DNA binding. Gene Ontology annotation, cellular component: nucleus. The record is from RefSeq and is a predicted model, not a curated record. The transcript is spliced from 4 exons. Gene Ontology annotation, biological process: DNA-templated transcription; regulation of DNA-templated transcription. The coding region runs from base 1 to 2097 and encodes 698 amino acids. NCBI's taxonomy places the organism in Eukaryota, Fungi, Ascomycota, Eurotiomycetes, Eurotiales, Aspergillaceae.